Molecule: messenger RNA, 2385 nt
Organism: Owenia fusiformis
Lineage: Eukaryota; Metazoa; Annelida; Polychaeta; Sabellida; Oweniidae
Source: the annotation of a GenBank genome assembly
AUGGAAAAUCGCGUAUUGCGCCGCGGCUGAUGUAUACACUAAUGUCCCUACGACAUUCUUGGAGUACCUUCAUCAGAAACGGCGCAAGACACCGUCUAUGCUUAUGAACACCCAGGACUUCGUUUCCAGCCAUUCACACACCGUGAAGCGAAAUCCGUAUAUCAUACUUGUUGAUUAUUUACCAUCUGGCCGAUUUCCUGACGAUGAUUCUCAGCCCAGGCUUAACUGUUGUAAUGAUAGCAGGUGCGAUUAAAGCGAUAGCGGGCGAUGUUUUGAUCUGGGAGGCUUAUAUAAUAGCUGUGAUCCCGGUUGCAGUUUUUAUAUUUAUCUGUGUUUAUCUCGAACCCUCGAUAUCCGCAAAGGUGGCGGGGUUCAUGUGUGUACUGUAUGCUGUGUCGACGAUGGUCAUCGUGGUCGGUGCACUCGUUCAAAUUUCAAACCCGUCACUGUUCACCCCGUAUGCAGUGUAUGUCAUUGCGACGAUGGCUAUCUAUAUAGCAACAGGAGUGUUUCAUCCACAGGAAAUCUUAUGUGUAUUACCCCUGCCUAUCUAUCUCCUGCUUCUACCGGCUCGUAAUUUGGUCUUCACCUUUUUCGCAAUUUGCAAUGUGCAAGACAUGGACUGGGGCGUAAGAGAGGAUGUGAAACUGAUGUCUCAAAAGAUGAGGGAGGAAUCCGAGAGACAGGCGGAUAAAAUACGAGAUAAAAUGUCUGGUAUAUUCGAAGAUGAAAGUCGAUGCUGCGGCCUGUCGAAACUUUUCAAAUGUGGAGAGCGUUCCAAUGAGAUGAAUGAAACAAUGUUAACGCAGAUUUUACUCAGACUGAGUAAGCUCGAGGAAGGCGAUCGAAAUGGGUUUCUGAAAACCCUCGAUCCAAAGGUCCGCCAAUUACUGAUAUCCGCACAGACCAUAGAAGCAGAGUCCGGUAUUGAAGUAAAUCACGACAUCCCCGAAACACCGCUAAUGACAUUGAAACUGGGUGAGCGCGCACCUGAGAGCAACGCAAAUCCCGCAUGGAUUAACCAUGAGACAUUUGAGGAAUGCCCAGUGACGACCUUGGGGGAUAAAGAGGAAGUGUUCUGGAAACAGCUUAUAAAGAAGUAUCUGAAACCAAUCUUCAACGACGAAGAUACGCAGAAAGCUAUGGCUACUGGGCUAAAAGAAAUGCGAUCAAAGUUCUUGUUUGGUAUCAUCAUGGCAAACGUAUUAUGGUUGAAUGCAAUCAUAAUGAUACAGUCGGUUGAACAGCCUGUUAAAGAUUCCAUUUAUAUAAAUGUAACCUUGCCUGGUGACAAUCGUCCCCUCCAGCUUGAGCCUAUCGGACUCGGGUUUCUGUUUUUCUUUCUCGCCAUUACAGUCGUGCAGUUUCUCGUUAUGUUGCUUCAUAGGUAUGACACCCUGCUCCAAAUUCUGGCCUUCACAAAAAUUAAUCUCCCUUGUUGGGCUAAAAAUCGGGUCGAUGAAUCAAAGUCCCCAGAGGAAGCACCCACCAAAGUAACCGGCGAUGACGUUAAAAAGUUUGUGCAACUUGCUAAAACAUGGCAACGCCUGCGCAUAGAAGACCCUAGUGCGGACUACGAGAACAGACAGAAUCCGAUUGGAGGAAAUAACGCAACGGAUACAGACAACAAAAGUCCUGAAUAUUCUCGAAAGGUUAGCCAUGCGAAUGCGUUAAGCGAGGCAUUCAGUCAGCGGUUUAAUACGUACAGGCGAAGAGUAGAAGAAACUGGUGGGGAUGUCCAGAAUACGAUUUAUGAGAGCGUACGACGGGGCAUGCCCAGGCAUCUUUUGAACAAGCCCAGACAAAAUUCAAUGGAAAGUAACACAUUAAAAAGACUGAGAGAGCGGAAGAUAUCCAGAUAUCAAGACAGAAAAGUGUCUAGACAAUUCAAGCAAUCGAAUGAGUACGUCUAGUGAACUUGUUCUGUAAAAUGUUUGAUGCAAUGAAAUGAAAUAAGACUGAAUCACUUUAAUCAAUGGAAAAAUAUCGAGAUUAUAUGAUUUUAGGUAUAACGUUUAAUAUAACCAAAGACUUCACUGCUGGUGAAAGACAUUUGUAUAUAAUAAAAGAAUGCCAUAGUAACAGACAAUACAUUUACUCGUUCGUGGUGAAAGUAACUAAGUUCUGUAUAUUCCAGUAUGUAGACAAAGUUAAAUCAGCAGUGCCAAGGUCGAUAGCUCAAAACAUUAAGAAGAAAUGUCAUUAAACUGAUGAGCUUCUUUUGAUUUGCAUGGCAAGAAUAAUAUCUGCUGUUUUCAGUUGGAUUUCACUUACACUUUCACCAAAUAUCUGAUUAAUAAAUAUAUAAUGCAUACAACAAUACAAAGAUGAUGAAGGGAGCGAGACACCACUGAAAGGUGUAUGGUGCCCCCUAUAACAAUAAAA